GUGGUGAAUGAGGAAAGAGGGGAGGGAGAGGACGAGACAGCGGUGAAGAACGAGAGAAAAAGGGGGGGAGGGAGUGACAGAGAAGCGGAACGACAGAAAGAAGAAAAGGGGUAGCUGCCUCUGGAGGAAAUAAUUGUGAGGGGGCCCUGAUAGCGGGAGGAAGCUAACAGCGGUUCUAUAUGGCUCAGUCGGCUGCUAACGGUGUGGACCAGGAUCUGGCCAGCAAGAGGCUGCACUCAAGGAUGGAGGCUUCUUGCUUGGAGUUGGCCUUGGAAGGAGAGCGGCUGUGCAAGGCUGGGGACUUUAAAGGAGGGACAGCAUUUUUUGAGGCAGCUGUGCAAGUCGGUACAGAAGACCUGAAGACCCUUAGUGCCAUCUACAGCCAGCUGGGCAAUGCCUACUUCUACCUCAAAGAGUAUGGCAAAGCCCUGGAAUACCACAGACAUGACCUUACUUUGGCCAGAACAAUAGGAGACAGAAUCGGAGAAGGAAAAGCCAGUGGCAACCUUGGGAACACAUUAAAAGUGUUGGGGCGCUUUGAUGAGGCUGUCGUGUGCUGUCAAAGACACCUGGAUAUUUCCCAAGAACAGGGAGACAAGGUUGGAGAGGCCAGAGCACUGUAUAACAUAGGGAACGUGUUUCACGCGAAGGGCAAACAGCAGUUAUGGGGCUGCACCCAGGAGCCAGGGGACCUGCCUCCUGAUGUCAGAGACACACUGCAAAGGGCUACCGGCUUUUAUGAGAUGAACUUGUGUUUGGUCAAAGAACUUGGAGACAGAGCGGCUCAAGGGAGGGCCUAUGGGAACCUGGGCAACACCCACUAUCUGCUGGGAAACUUUGUCGAGGCUAUCAAGUUCCACCGUCAGCGAUUAUCCAUAGCCAAAGAAUUUGGGGACAAAGCGGCGGAACGGCGAGCCUACAGUAACCUUGGCAAUGCUCUGAUCUUCCUGGGACAGUUUAACACAGCCACUGAAUAUUACAGGAAAACUUUGCAGCUGUCCAGACAGUUGAGGGACCAGGUGAUGGAGGCUCAGGCCUGCUACAGUCUUGGAAACACCUACACCCUUUUGCAGCAGUAUGAGAGGGCCAUAGACUACCACCUGAAACACCUGUACAUAGCCCAGGAGCUGACUGAUAGAGUUGGUGAGGGCCGGGCCUGCUGGAGUUUGGGAAAUGCAUAUGUGUCUUUACAGAACCACAAACAAGCUCUGCACUAUGCCCGAAAACACCUGGAUAUCUCUAAAGAAAUUGGAGACAGAAAUGGGGAACUGACGGCCAGAAUGAACGUGGAGCAACUGAUGGAGGCUCUGGGGGUCAAUGAGAGCGACCUUUCACCCUCCAGUUCAGAGUUUGAGAUGCAAGGAGCAAGACCCAAGUUCACCAAGAGAAACAGCAUGGACAGUGUAGAACUGUGGAAAUACUCUUCAGAUAAGAACGGUGAGAACCAAGACCUGGAAAGUAUACCCAGGAGAUCCAAGAGUCAGCUGUCACAGCCGGGCAAAAGAAAAGGCUAUCCUGACAGCCAGUCGUCAGAUGAAAGGCCGUGGCUGGACUCUCCUGUAGACACUGAUGACAUCACUGUGCAAGUCCCGCCUCCAGUGCCACUGGGCCGUGACCCCUCCGAUGAAGACUGCUUCUUUGACCUCCUUAGCAAGUUCCAGAGCAGCCGCAUGGAUGACCAGCGCUGCCAUCUUGAUGAGCCACAGAAUGGAGACAACGGAGAAGGCGCUGCAAACUCCGUGCCAUCCUUGAACGACAUGAUAGAUCCUUCUAUUACCACUUCCCCCCAGACUGAGGAGCUGUUUGAUUUGAUUGCCAGCUCCCAGAGCCGUCGUCUUGAUGACCAGCGGGUUAAUGUUGGUAACCUACCCGGAUUGAGGAUUACUCAUAACAAUCUGGGACACCUGGUGGGUGAGGGGGAUCAUCAAGAACCAAGCGAUGACUUCUUCAACAUGCUAAUUAAGUGCCAGUCCUCUAGGAUUGAUGACCAGCGGUGCUCCCCACCAGAAGCAGGCCCCCACGCCCCCACAGUGCCUGAUGAAGACUUCUUCAGUCUAAUCCAGAGGGUGCAGGCCAAGCGUAUGGACGAGCAACGCGUCCAUCUGCCCUCAGACGACCAGGACGACCCUGAGUCUCCUGAUCCAGAGCCACCUGGUGGUUUUUCCAGCUAGGACUUGGUGAAUAAUGCUGCAUAACUUCAUGUCAAAGAAAAUAAAAAGCAGACGAAAUGAAAGAGGGAUGAGCCAACAUUUAAAGAGCACUGAAGGGUGAACUAACAAGAUUUUUAAUAACAAGACAAAUUCCAUGUGCAAUAGGUGGUGCCCUGUCAAAUGUUGCUCGAUGUAUUAUGUUCUAAAUGUGUGUUUAAUAUAAUGGGAAAACAAGCAGAUUUUAAGCUCGGUGGUGUUGGGAAGUUUGUGGUAACAUGAAACAAACAUGAAAUAUCUAAUGCCUUAAUCAGCAUUUUUUUUUCAGACACAAGAUUGUAUUCCCUGGUGUCAGAUGUGUUCUGUAGCAGCACAUGAUGGGCAUACAGUGUAAUAUGGACGAUUAAUGUGGAGACCUACAGCAUGAGUCGUGGGAAUCGCAAAGAUUUAAUUAUGGUAAGAAUGUUGAGAACAAGUUUCAUAAAGACAUGAAUGAUGAUGAAUACACCAACUGUCAAACAAGUUGAAUUUUCAACAAAAUAUAUAAAUUCAAGUCGUGUUCAUACUGUUUAAAAGAGGUGGACAUAGCCACCACGACAUCACCAAUAAGUUUGUGGACUACCUUUUUUGAAGCCUUGAGUGCAGAAUUUUGGGUCGCCAUAUUGAAUACUGACUGAGAACCAGAGGACACUAUGCAACACCAAGUCACUGCUGACAAAGUUUGCUUUAACCAAAAACAAGUUCAUAGUAAUUUAAAUAUACACGGUGCCAUAGAUAUGCAUUGCUAUGCAUUUAUCCUGAUUGUGGUAGAGACCUAUCAAUCACAAGGUAGGCACGCCAUAAAACAUAUCCUUUGUUAUUGUUUAUUUAACUCUAAAUGGGACCAUAAUUUACAAAAUGAACUUCAUGCUGGAUUGAAAAAGACUUGAAACUAGCGAUCGACACCAUAAACUCAUCAGGAAAAUGUUUACUGAUGUGAUAAAUCCAGUCAGAAGUAGAUUAAUUUUCUCAUGGACUUCUUUUGCCACCAGUGAAAUCGCCCCCUGCUGGCCAUUAGAGAUAAUGUAGAUUUAAGGCUCUUCGUAUUAGCGUAUUAGCUUCACUUUCCAUACCUGCUGGCGUUGUCCACUUCUUUUAUUCAGUCUAUG
Molecule: messenger RNA, 3295 nt
Organism: Centropristis striata (black sea bass)
Lineage: Eukaryota; Metazoa; Chordata; Actinopteri; Perciformes; Serranidae
Gene: gpsm1b
Product: G protein signaling modulator 1b
Exons: 14
Coding region: 180-2171 (663 amino acids)
Molecular function (GO): protein binding; GTPase regulator activity
Source: RefSeq, a predicted model, not a curated record